AUGGGCUUCGACACAAAAGUCUUGAGUAAGCAGGCUGCACCAAAGGGUGGAGGCACCCAAACAGGUUGUAGUGUUGAUGGUGUGAGGUCUAGUAAACCUAACACUAGAAGGACUAGAGCUGAAGCUAGUAACCCCAAAAAGAGCAGUGCUGCUGGUGGUCACUUUGCAAGUACCGGUGAUGAUGUUUCUGGUAACUCACAAAGGAGCAAUGCUAAUGGUCUUAACUCUCAAAGGAGCAAUGCUAAUGGUCUUAACUCUCAAAUGGUUGGAGAUGUUUCUAGUAACUCACAAAGGAGCAAUGCUAAUGGUCUUAACUCUCAAAUGGUUGGAGAUGUUUCUAGUAACUCACAAAGGAGCAAUGCUAAUGGUCUUAACUCUCAAAUGGCUGGAGUUGAAGGUGGUAACUCACAAGUGAACUUUGAUAACUCACAACUAAAUAUUGGUUCCAACCAGUCCUCUCAUGAUCCUCCAAAAAGAGGGAGAGCGAAAAUGUGCAGGACCAAGUACAAAAUACCUCCAUGUAGUGGUAGAGUUCAGUUGGAACCUAUAGGUCAUUGCCAAUUCAAAUAUGUUGAUUAUAACCCUAAAUGCUGCAAGUACCCCUCACAGUUAGGAACUAUUCUCAAGCGAGAGUACCCAAGUAUCGUCAGAAUAUAUGAUGAGAAAGGCACAAUUGUGAAAGUAAAACCGAGUACGUUUACAUCUCAUCCACGGCAUAGGGCACGUGCUACAAAAAAUCUAAAGAACUAUCUAGUCAAGAGAGUAACUAAUAUGAUGUACCAAGUCCGUUUGGAGGCUGUCAAGAAAUGGUGUCAUAGAAAUAACGAAGACUACGAUGAUACUCGAGCCCACAUCAUUGAACUAAUAGAAGAACAGUACUUGACUUGUCGGGUGGAGUGGUGCAACAGGGCAGUUUGGGCCUUGCUUGCCAAAUACUGGACUUCUGAUGAGUACAAGGAAAAGAGACGCAGAGGCCAACAAUCACGCAUGAGUUGUGAUGAUCCAGCUCAAAAUAGAGGAGGUUCAAGAAAUUUUGCAAAGACACAACAGUUCUUGGAAUUUAAAUCUGGCCGUCCGCAGAGUGGGAUAAACACAUUUGCUGCAAUGAAAUCUGGAGUUAAAAAAGUGAAUAGCACCGGAAGGAGUGCUCCAAUCCCUAGCCAGAAAGCACAAAAAAGAUUGGAUAAGUACAUGGCAUUAGCUCCAGAUGCAAAUUCACAAGAACUGGACGGAAGAGCAUUGUACACUAUAGGACGUGGCAUGGAGCAUGGCCGUGUUCCAAUAGGUGAUGGUGCUGUGGAUAAGGCAAUUGUUCUAGCACAUUCCAAAUAUGUAUAUGUUAGGCCACAUGAUCCUGAUCAUUAUGAAAGUGUGCUACAAGAAAAUGCACAAUUGAAAACGAAUAAUGACAUACUCACUGAGGAAAAUAGAAUUCGUCGCGAGCUAUUCAAGGCUACUAGGUCACAUGGAGGCUCUCAUUCUGUUGAUGAAAGGCGCAGCAACGACAAUGCUGAUGACAAAGACGACGAUGAUGACUACAGCUACCAUGAAAGCGAUGAUGAUGACUACAGCUACCAUCAAGGCAACGAUCAUGUCCAGUACUCCAAUGAAGACGAUGAUGAUGACCACAUUGAGGACGAUGAUGACGAUGGCUGUCUUGAAGAUGGUGAUGAUUGCAGCUCCUCCCAAAGCGAUGAUGAUCACUGCUCUACUGAGCAGUGA
Molecule: messenger RNA, 1722 nt
Organism: Miscanthus lutarioriparius
Lineage: Eukaryota; Viridiplantae; Streptophyta; Magnoliopsida; Poales; Poaceae
Source: the annotation of a GenBank genome assembly